Stegastes partitus (bicolor damselfish) is the source of this 1745-nucleotide messenger RNA. RefSeq names its product EGF-like-domain, multiple 7 (gene egfl7). Gene Ontology annotation, cellular component: extracellular region; cell surface. NCBI's taxonomy places the organism in Eukaryota, Metazoa, Chordata, Actinopteri, Pomacentridae. The transcript has 9 exons. Gene Ontology annotation, biological process: anatomical structure development. The record is from RefSeq and is a predicted model, not a curated record. The coding region runs from base 339 to 1217 and encodes 292 amino acids. Gene Ontology annotation, molecular function: calcium ion binding; signaling receptor binding.
GACUCGCGGGGAGCAGCUCCAGCCACACCGGCGAGGCCUUCAGAGCAGAACAGCACCGAGUCGAGCUUUAAAAGACACCGGAGGAGACAUGGACACGUCUGACCCACCGGACCGGCGGCUCGCGCUCAUGGCCGCCGCACUGCCUGCGCGCGCACACGCACCUGAUGACCCCCCACUGAGAAGGUAGCUGGAGUCGUCCUCCGGAGGGAAAACGUACGUAUCAGCGUGAGGAGACUUUGGCUACGAUCCACAGCCCCCUCCUCCCCUCCUCUCCCCUCCGACUGGCACAGAGACGAGUGUGAGAGACCCAGCGAGGGAACGUGGGAAAGAGGAAGACGAUGUACCAGACGCUGCUUCUUUCCUCCUCCCUCUUCAUCCUUCAUGUGAUGGGCACUCCCCAGUUCUUCGCUCACCACGGGAGGAGGGUGUGUGGCCGAGACCUCCGUCACAGCGUUGUCCUGGCAACGGAGUCAUACGUCCAGCCGGUGCACAAGCCCUUCAUCACCCUGUGUCAGGGCCAUCGCUUCUGCAGCACAUACAAGACCACAUACAUGGUGGCGUACCGGCAGGUGAGCAGAGCAGCGUCGCCUUCACAGUUCUAUGCAGAGUGCUGCCCGGGCUGGCGGAGAUUUCACUCUCACAACUGCAACCAAGCUGUGUGUGGACAACCCUGUCUGAACGGAGGAACCUGCUUAAGACCCAACCAGUGUGCUUGUCGUCUCGGCUGGACGGGACGCCAGUGCCAAACAGAUGUCGAUGAGUGCGGCGAGCAGCAUCCAUGCAGCCAGCAGUGCGUGAACACAGCUGGCAGCUAUCGAUGUGCAUGCAGAGACGGCUUCAGGCUCGCUGAAGACGGCCGCUCCUGUCAAAGCCUUCCUCCUCCUCCUUCUCUUCCUGCCACUCCUCCUGCUCCCUCGCAGACCAGCCAGGCAGCAGUGGGUGGUCACACUGAUGCGGGUGGAAGGUUUGGCCUGGCGGAGAACGUGACAGAGGAGGUACAGAGCCUGAGGAACAGAGUGGAGCUCCUGGAAAAGAAGUUGCAGUUGGUCUUGGAACCCUUCAGCAGCUUCUUCCCGCUGUCGCUGGACGAAGGCUUGUCAGAGAAAACCACCUUACUAUCCCACUCCUUCCAGCAGCUCGACCGCAUCGACUCCCUCAGCGAGCAGAUUGGCUUUUUGGAGGAGCGCCUCGGCACAUGUUCUUGUCAGGAGAAUUAAGCGCUGAACACGGCAGUCAUUAUUUCAAGAUGCCUCCCAUCAAGCUAAUAAUGACACCGACCUGACAGACUUGUACGUGCCAGACGGCCGGCGGUGUUUGUCGGAGCGGCCGGCAGAAGGCAGCCUCAGUCCUCAACAAUGCUGUGACGCAAUCGCCGCACAAAUCAUGUGUGAUUUUCACUACUCCCGACAGGUUCAUUUGCUUUUCGCGUUGAAUCGCUGUCAAAUUCCUUGAUUUUGUAACAGUACCUGCAGCGAGGCGAGUUUCACCAUGACAUCAGCCCCGCAACAAUCUAAACCAAAACCUCCUUGAGGGUCAAAGGUCAAACUAGCCACUUAAAGUUUCUGUGUUUGUUUUACAUCAGUGCAGCUGUGUCCUCUAUCAGAGCCCCAACCCGUUCCAGGGCAGAUGUGGACAUCUGUAUUUAUCUAUUUAAAUUAUGAUCAUCUUGUAGUUAUUUCUCAGUGCUCCAAUCAACAUUUUUACCUAGUUUUGUAACUUUUGUAAUAAAAAGUCUUCAUCAGAAA